Sitophilus oryzae (rice weevil) is the source of this 6588-nucleotide messenger RNA. RefSeq lists its product as uncharacterized. The coding region runs from base 362 to 4807 and encodes 1481 amino acids. The transcript has 15 exons. The record is from RefSeq and is a predicted model, not a curated record. Gene Ontology annotation, cellular component: nucleus. Gene Ontology annotation, molecular function: histone H3K36 demethylase activity; histone H3K9 demethylase activity. Lineage: Eukaryota; Metazoa; Arthropoda; Insecta; Coleoptera; Curculionidae. Gene Ontology annotation, biological process: chromatin remodeling.
CGCAUGCGCUUUUCUGUUUUCGGUUCAAAGAAGUGUGUAAUAGGUGUUGUAACUUGUUUCCGUAUUUUUUUCUAAAAAAAUACAAUAAUGGACGCUUGCGAUUUAUUAAAGUUAUAUCGUAAUGGCCAAGUGAAAUAGUGACAAAUACAAUUUUGAGUGAUUAAACUAUAUUUUCGGGGAUCGGGAUAGAAUAUUAUUGUUUAUUUUGUCUACGUGAAUGUUAGUGUGUCAGUAAUGGCCGCUUGAAAAAUUUUAGCAUUAUCAACAAAAUGCUUUAAAAAAUAUUUCUUGGAUAACAGUGUGCUUAACAGUUUUUAAAGUUUAAUUGGUAACAUCUUUAGUUUUCGAUACACCUUACACGAUGGGGGAUAGUCCGCGAUGUCCGAAAAUCAUGGUUUUUCGCCCAACUUGGGAGGAAUUUAAGGAUUUUCGAUCAUACGUCAAGCAUAUGGAGGAGAAAGGAGCUCAUAAGGCUGGAUUAGCAAAAGUAAUACCACCUUCCGAAUGGGUUCCUAGAAAAGGAGGCUAUAACAUUGACAAAUUAAAUGUUACCAUUCCAGCUCCAAUUUGUCAGGUUGUUACUGGUAAACAAGGUCUUUAUCAACAAAUAAAUAUACAGAAAAAAUCCAUGAGUGUGAAGCAGUAUAGGGACUUAGCUAAUUCUGAGCGAUAUGCAACACCUAGACAUUUUGACUAUGAGGAUUUAGAGAGGAAAUACUGGAAAAAUAUUACAUACGUUGCACCGAUAUAUGGUGCUGAUGUUUCAGGUAGUUUAACAGACAGUGAUGUAGAUGAAUGGAACAUUAAUAGAUUAGGAACCAUACUGGAUUACGUAAAUGAAGAUUAUGGGAUUUCUAUAGAAGGGGUUAAUACUGCAUAUUUAUAUUUCGGUAUGUGGAAAACUACAUUUGCCUGGCAUACAGAGGAUAUGGAUUUAUACUCGAUAAAUUAUCUUCAUUUUGGAGCUCCAAAAACAUGGUAUGCUAUUCCGCCAGAGCAUGGCAGGAGAUUAGAGAGAUUGGCCAACGGGUUUUUCCCAUCGUCUUAUAAAACUUGCCAGGCAUUUUUAAGACACAAAAUGACAUUAAUAUCACCACAAAUCUUAAGGCAAUAUUCUAUACCGUAUAACAAGAUUACGCAAGAAGCUGGAGAAAUAAUGAUUACAUUUCCUUACGGCUAUCAUGCAGGAUUUAAUCACGGGUUUAACUGUGCAGAAUCAACAAAUUUUGCUUGUGAAAGAUGGGUGGAGUAUGGAAAAAGGGCGUCGCAUUGCACAUGCAGUAAGGAUAUGGUGAAAAUAUCGAUGGAUACGUUUGUGAAAAGGUUCCAGCCUGAAAGAUACGAUAAAUGGCUGAAAGGUGAAGAUAUAGGUCCGCACCCGGAAGAGCCCGAUCGAAAGGUUGCAGCACCAUUACCAUUGCCACAGGAUAUUCUUUGUAAUAAAAACAACACUGCCUUGCCGCAGAGUUAUGUGGAGGGACCAUUUAAAAAGAAGAAAGGAAGAAUGAUGGCGCGCUAUCACAACUUUGAUGAGUUUCCUGCUGAGCUUCAAUUGCAAUUAAUGGACGAGGACAAUAAUUUGCCAUUCGGCGAUGAAAUUCAACCUGACGAACAACAGUUGGAGGUUUUAGAAGAUAUUUGGCUAAAAGCUGGAGAGAUUGAAGCUGACGAGGCUGAAAUAUGCGACGCAGGGUAUAACGUCAAAAGAAGUAAAAGGUAUUUCCAGAAAAAGAGGAAAAAGGAGCACAAAAGUAAAAAAGGGAAGAAAAGGGAUGACAGUGGGUCUGAAUAUGAGGCCGAGGAAAAUCCAAAGAAGCAAUGUGGUAAAAUUGUUGCCAUUAACAAGACUUCAGCCUCAGAUACAGAAGACCUAGUUAAGUCUCUGGUAGCCCAAGAAGUUCAUCUUCUCAAGAAGAAAAAAUCGAAGCAUAAGGAGAAAGAAAAAGAAGGAAAAGAUAGAGAGAAAAAGAAGCACAAGAAAAAAGAUAGUCUAGAAAAAGCGGAAUCCUCUGUAUCUAUGGCAGCAGAAUCUUCUGUAUACGAGCUACAGAAUAUUCUUGAGGGUAAUUCAGAGCAACAUGAGAUGGUUACAGAGGAGCCUGAUAAAGUUAAAGAGGAAGUAGACAAUAUUAUUAGACAAGCCGACGAAGAGUAUGAGAAACAACAAUCAGAAAACAUUGUUUCCCUUCCAGAAGUUCCAAUUCCACCGAUCGUUCCAAUUAAACCGAUACCGGGAUUAGAAACCUUGAGAACGUACAAAAAGCAACCGGCUGUAAGGAAAGAAAUUAUUCAGACCGUGGUGACACCAAAGACCAUCGUUAGACUGAAGCAAACGCAAAUUAUAGAUCCUAAUGAAAUUUCGAAGCCUCCACCUCUUGUUCCUGUUAGUAUGCCACCGAAACCGUCAUCAUCAAGCGGGUCGUUCGCUAAAAAAGGAUUUGAAAGCGCGUUCUUAAGUUUUCUUCAAAGCAAUGUCACAGCGGAAAAAGGUAAAUCGGAAAAGAGCAAAUCACAAGGCGUUAUAAAGCAAGCACAUAAAGUUAGUUCAAAGCAAAAUGCGACUAAUACUACUGUGAAGACUGCAACAUCUGGUAAAGAAUCUAUUAAAGUAUCGUCUGUUAUUGUAUCUCAUCGUCAACUAGAUGCAAACACUCAGCCUGGAUGUUCACAGUCAAAUGAAAUAAAUCCUAAUCAAAAUCAUCAAUCAGUAACAGUUCCGACACUACAAACUACACAAGCUCAGACUGUUACUCAAUCAAAUGAAACAAUACCUAAUCAGCAGAUUAUAAAUUUGCCUCAGCAGGAACAAAUAAGUGAUAACACUAUCACAUUAUACUCAUCAGGGUCUAGUAAUACUUCAGUAAUGCAAGUUCCUCAGGUUCCCAAUACUGUAACAGCAGAAAACCAAUAUGCUAUGCCUCAGUUAUCAUUGCAAGCGGACACAUCCACUAUUAACUACGAACAAAUGCCUCAGCUUGAAAUUCAGCAACCUAUUACAACCAUAAUGGCCAACCACCAAACAGUGAAUGUAGUCGGCGGUCCUCAGAAUGUCGUUUUAGUCAGUCCCACACCUACAAACGUACUGCCCAACAAUGCUGGCGUGAAUGUUUUCUGUUUAAACACUAUCAACACACAACAAGUACCUGUUUUACAAAAGCUAGUCUUGCCACCGGGUGUGACGUUAAAUCCCGCUCCAAAUCCGCGCAAACCGAACACAAUUUGGAACAACCACAGUUGGUACAGUGUUAACUCUUGCCCAAAGUUUAUUUAUUCGAAUAAAGACCGAUUUUACCCUAUGAGCGAACAACCGAUUAAAUUGGACAGUAAAGAUAGUGAUAAGGAAAUGGUUGAAAACAACGUUGUCAUUGAUCACGAAGAGGUGGUAAUGGAUUACGAAGAAAUUAUCGAAACUGACCCGGAGCCCAACAGUAAAGUGAUUGUUGAAAGCGUCUAUAGGAAUGAGUCGGAGUUUACGGCUUUGAGUAAAUGUGAUUUUCCCACUGUAGCUAGUGUUGGUGAAGUCACUAGGGCAGGAAUAGAUAAUGAUUCAUCGUCUUCCGAUUCCUCAUCGUCUUCUGAUGAAUCUUCGUCGUCUUCUGAGAGCGAAUCCGAAUCAGAUUCCGAGUCAGAUGAUGACAAAAUAGAAGUUCAACAUAGUACCAAAGAAAACCAACCGCCCGAGACACUGAAAGGCAUGAAAUUGUUCAACAAAAAGCAAGAACAGAAGAAACUGUUUAAAGAAACCCAAGGUCGAGAUUUGAACAGUUUCCAAAAACAGAAAAUUAACGAAAUUAUCGGGUUGUCCGAUACCAAACCAAAAAUUAACUGUAUUUCGAGUAACAAAAACAAAUUCGAGAAGGACAGUAAUUUUGGCAAUAGUUUAAGGCAGAAAAUGUUGCGGUUCUGUCUGAAAAGCAAGAAAGGACUGACGCCCGGUAGAAUCGCCUUUUUGAAGUUGCUCAAGUUCAAGAACAAAGGCAGGCCGUCCAAGGCGGAACAAGAGAAGAAAUUCGACAUUAUCAAAAAUUUAUUGAGGCUGUACCAGAAUCAUUUGGCCAGUGUUAAUAAGCAGCGCGUACCUGAUCAAAAUUUUGUCAUGACGGAGUCUCUGGAACGACAAAAAAACGAGCUUGCUCCUGUCAACGUUACCGUAAAGCUCGACGAUGUUUUGCAGAAGUUUUCGCCGAGGAUACAAAAUGGACUUCGUGCCGGUUUGACUUUGUGCAAUUUGAGCUCGCUGCCUGAAGGCGAGCCCGAGUUAAAAGAUAUGGCUGGGAAGGUGACCAAGAGGAAAGGUAGAACUGUCAUUGAGAAACAAAAACAUAGGCCGUCCAUACUCAUAAACGACGAAGUCUGGGCGAAGCAUAAAAAUUACCGCUACUAUAGGGGGAAGGUGACGAAAAUCAAGUCGGAUAAUAAAUUUUGCGUGUUCUUCCUUUGCGACAAAAGUUUCUCGAAAGACAUCACGAUGGAUCAUUUAGUAGAUUGGACGAGUGACACUUUGCCCAAUCAAGGCGAUAUUGUAAAUGUGCGAUGGGGCGACGGGGGAGUGUACGAAGCACGCUGUGUUAGUCGAUCUGUCGAUAAUAUUUAUACAGUAUUGUUUGAAGACUUAAGUCAGUUAGAUCUCCGUAGGGAUAGUAUUUAUUCGUUAAGAGAACAAAUUCCUAAACAUUUAGAACCCAAAUUGUCGUACGCCAGCGAGAUGAAUCACCGGGAACACCUGUACGAUUUGGAACGCCCCCUUCCCGAAAAACGACCAAUCAAAAGGAAGGUCUUCGAAGACGAUUUCAAGAAAAAGAAAUAGUUAAAUGUGUUAGGUAUAGGAUAUAUAGGAACAUGAAAAAUUUCAUUCGCAAGACUGAAAAACGGACAAAAUACUUUUCCCGUCGAAACGCCAUCAUUUUUGGCGUUGUGAGAAAAUUGUCCACUUUUAUUUUAUUUUUAUUUGAAAAUGUUUAGUACCUUUUUUUUUACUUAAAUUUCUUUAAGUCUUUGAACUAAAUUUCUACUUUCUUAAUUAUUAGGGCGUGUAGUUUAAAAUUGAAGAAAAUAUGUUAAGAAUUUUUUGACUGAGUUGUUUCCAGUAGUAUCAAAUUGAUAACUCCAAAGAAAGAUGCAUAAACUUGCCUUGGAGUUGCUCAAGUGAUAAUUUGUUUCUUAAAAAUAAUUUAAAAGUUUGAUUAAUCACAAAAUAAACUAACAGAACUGACAGUAACUUCAAAAUUAUAGUAUAUUUUUCUCUAAAAUUAAGUUACAGUUAAAAACAAUAAGUGUUCUCUAAUAAAUUACAUUAGAAUUCCGUUCUCAAUUUAGCUGAUAUAAAGUAUAUAUUUUUUAGCCAAAUUAAAAAAAAUAUUAUUGGUUUCUUAAAAUUAUAAUUUUACCAUUUAGUGUAUUUUAAACUGAAGCUUCUUUUUAUUUAAAUAUUUUACAAAACACUAACCUUAACGUGUAAUAUUUUUUCGUAUCCUGAAAGUUAAAUCUUAGUUAUUCUUUUAUUAUUGAAAAAAAAAUAGAUUUAGAGAAGUUACUCAAAGUUAUUUUGAAUUAUUUCAUCUAAUAAGCUCAUAAAUCAGUUCUAUGUAGUUCUGUUUAAUAUACAGGGUGUACAAAAAAGUUACAACAAAUGGGAAAAAUGAUUGAAUUAAUUGAAAAAAUUAACUUUAUAAUUUUUUCUUCUUCAAAAAAUGUUACUGUUUAAGUCAUUCUUCUCUUUGAUCUUUUUUUUUGAUAUUUUAUCACUUAAUCCCACUUUUUUACACAGAGAAAUUUUGCCAUGGCAGUUGUCUCAUGUUAAAAUGAUUCUAUUUGUUAUUGAACUUACUGAAGAAAUUGAUCAUAAGACUUUUUUUCAUUAACAUUAUAAUAUAAAAAAUUCCAUAACAUUUUAACACACCCUGUAGGAUAGUUUUAAUAUUUAUGGAUUAUAUUAUUUUCUAGUUUAAAUAGCAUGAAUAUAUAUGUGUUCCAGGGGUAGCUAACUAAUAUAUUACAACUUUAUUUUAACUAAAUUAUAGAUUUUAACUACUUAGAACACACUUUAUGAAAAGCUAUCUUUGGAACAUGUUUAAUAGAAAAUUCAAAUUUAUUUUUAUUUUUUUUGUGAUGUGUAGAAUUUAAUGUGAUCCCAAAUGAGUUAUUUUCGAUUAGUAGAUUUUUUAACGUAUUUGUGUGUGAUAUACCAAUUAAGGAGAACGCGUUUAAAAUAGAUUCCUAUAUCCAUUUGUAUGCCUAAUUACAAAGUUUGUUUGAAAAAUUAGUUUAGGCUGAUUUAGAGCAAUAUUUGAGAUAUUUUUGUCUAUGUAAUUUAUUUUUUUCUAAAAUCAAGUCUCGUUUCCAUAAAAAAAUAUUUCUAUUAACUUUGUAAAUAGGUGUAUUAUCAUUCUGUAUAUUGUAAUACACAAUCGAAAUUGUUAGAUGCAAUUACGAUUUUCAUAGUCACGUAGUUUUUCCUUUUUUCUAAUUAUUAAAAUGUAUUUAGUCUUGUAAAUACUUGGAGAUAAAUAUUGGAAUAACGUUUGUUUUGUGUGGAAAACACAAAAUUGUAAGAUAGAAUUGUCUUAAGUAUUCAAUAAAAAAGUCGAU